AUGUCUUCACAGGAAGCGGCUCCUUUGGUCGCCCUCGGCGCGUCAGCGGGCUUAUGGCAAGCUGCGCUGACUCUGCUGGUGACCUUGGUCGUCGGCUACCUCGCCAAGACCUCACUGAGUUCAAACAGCUUGUCCAAGAUCCCGCUGGUCGGUCUCGAGAUCGGCGACGAGGAGAAGCGCCGGCUGGCUUAUCUAGGUGGUGCCAAAAACAUAUACCAGCAGGGCUACCAAAAGUUCAAGGAUGGAAUCUUUCAGAUCACGACCUCCAGAACCGUGCCUGUGGUCAUUGUGCAUCCUCGUUUUCUCAACGAGCUCAGCAAAUUGCCGCCUCAAAUUCUGAGCGCCGAUGCGGCCGUCAACGAGGGGAUGGAAGCCAAGUACACGCAACUGUGGACGAUUCCGGUUGUUCCUCACGCCAUCAAGACCAUGCUCACCCCGGGCCUCGGUAAGUCCCACCACUCAUGGUUUCUCUUCUUCGUCUUCUUCUGCAAAAAGGCUAACAUUCACGUGAUUCAAGUUCGUCUUACUGAAAUCGUUGCCGAAGAGCUCCAGGAGGCUUUCAGCAGAGAGCUUCCCGACUGCAAGGACUGGAGCUCCGUCCAAGUCCAUCCGACCCUCCUGCGUAUCGUGGCAGCUGGCGCAGGCCGCGUCUUCGUCGGCCCCGAGCUCUGCCGGGAUGAAAAGUACCUGGACUCCUCGAUCAACUUCACCGGGGACGUGAUGACGGCGCGCAACGCCGUCCAGCAGAUGAGGCAGUGGCUGCGGCCGUUCCUGGCCCAUCGGCUGCCGGAGGUGCAGAGGCUCAGCCAGCACCGGGCCGAGGCGGAGGAGUUCCUGCGACCCGUGAUCCUCAAGAGGAGGAAGAUGAUGGCGGACCCCGAUCAGGAGAGGCCCGACGACCUGUUGUCGUGGCUGAUGGAGGCCCAGGCCACGUCUGGGAAGGGCAGCGACAGGGACCUCGCCGAGCAGCAGCUGGGCAUCGGCUUCGCCGCCAUCCACACCACGACGCUGACCGGUACCAAUGCCUUUUACAACCUGGCAGCGAUGCCCGACGUGGCGGCGGAGCUGAGGGACGAGGUUUCUACCGUCCUGGCCGAGAACAAGGGGGCCUUCACCACCAAGGCGCUCCACGAAAUGAAGAAGCUGGACAGCUUCUUGAAGGAGACGCUGCGGUGCCAUCCUUUUGUCUUUGGUGAGAUACAAACUCGCUCUCCUAUCUAUCUAUCUGCAUGGUUGGUUGGAAAAAAGGAGGGAAAAAAAAGAAACAACUUGGCGAACUUCUUGAUUCCUUUCGAGGCACGGCUUGCUGACACGACGACCCUGGAACCAAUAGCGACGUUUCAACGCAAGGCUCUGAAGGACAUCACGCUCUCCAACGGCCAGGUCAUCCCGGCCGGGACGACGAUCGAGUGCCCCAACUACGCCGUCAGCCACGACGAGGCCCUCUUCGAGGACGCGGACGAGUUCGACGCCUUCCGCUUCUAUAAGCUGCGCGAGAAGGCGGCGCUGGAGAGGACCCCGGACCAGACCUCGGACGCCUCCAUGCAGAACCAGUUCGCCAGCGUGAGCCAGAACAGCCUGGCGUUCGGGUACGGCCGGGAGGCGUGCCCCGGCCGCUUCUUCUCCGCCAACGAGCUCAAGGUCAUCUUCUCCAUCGCCCUCCUGCAGUACGAGAUGAAGCUGGCCGAGGGGAGCGAGGGCAGGUAUCCGAACAUGGAGUUUGGACAACUGGCAAGUUCACCAAGAAGCCCUUCCUUGCCCGUCCACGCUUUUGAUAGCAUGAGACUUUCUCGUUUGAGCACUUUGCUAACCCGUGUGAUGGAACAAUAG
This is a messenger RNA of Colletotrichum higginsianum IMI 349063, 1830 nucleotides long. RefSeq names its product Ent-kaurene oxidase. The record is from RefSeq and is a predicted model, not a curated record. NCBI's taxonomy places the organism in Eukaryota, Fungi, Ascomycota, Sordariomycetes, Glomerellales, Glomerellaceae. The transcript has 4 exons. Gene Ontology annotation, molecular function: oxidoreductase activity, acting on paired donors, with incorporation or reduction of molecular oxygen; monooxygenase activity; iron ion binding. The coding region runs from base 1 to 1830 and encodes 609 amino acids.